AUGAUCGAAAAGGUGCUAGUUGUGAGAUCAUGUCGUCAGGAAUCAUACGAAAUGACGUGUCGGGGGAAGAACUCACUUCAUGAAUUGAAACCGGGUAAAACCUAUUCAAAUAUCGACACAUUACAUAUCCAUCAAGCGGAACUCGAUUUAACAGAUGAUCUCCUCCCAAAUGAUAUCACCUUUUCCGCAUUGACUCUUCUCAACGCUACUGACAAUCAUCUGACAAGAAUCGGAAGACGCGGGUUCGAUAAAAUUCGGAACGUCCAAUUUUUGUAUUUGUCGAACAAUCAGAUCUCACAUGCUCAACCGGAUCCAUUCCAGGCACUAGAAAAACUGGAACUCAUCGAAAUGGAUGACGCGCUGGAUGGAAAUGCUGAAGACAAAGCGGACAUGCUCCGAAACUUUUUCCAUUCCAAAAAUAGUUUCACCCAUUUGUCAAAAAUCGAGUUGAACAAAAAUAGAAUCGAUGAAAUUUAUCCGAAAACGUUUUGUGGGGUAAAAGGACUGAAAAGGCUAGAAGUAUCAAACAAUCGAAUUCAAUCAUUCAAUUUCGCGAGGAGUUGUUUGACAGAGCUCAAAGCGCUCAUGUUGGCUGGAAACUUGAUUCAGAAGAUUCCUGCUGACAUCUGGGACUUCCUCCCUCAAUUAUCCAGUCUUGAUAUCUCAAACAAUCCUUUGAAUUGUGAUUGUGAAACUGUCAAACUGGUUAGAGACGAUGAUGUCAUUUUUAUAAAUCAGGCCCAAACAAAAUGUGCAUCACCACCAGAAGUAGAAGGUCAAAGUAUUUUUGAGAUCAGGAAAGAUUACUGUAGCGCGACGGCUACAAAGACAACGAACAGGAAUCCACGUGGCAAAGCAUCAUUCCUUCAGUUCUUCAUCUUGUUUGUGAUUGCUGUUGGAAUUCUAUGGGCGUACAAAAAGUACCGUGAACGACUGAGCUAUAUGAGCACCGCACCUGUUGGCUACACAAAUCUACAACACGAGCAAGCCGUCGAACCGGAAUUCGUUUAG
Messenger RNA from Caenorhabditis briggsae, 1011 nucleotides. It is a transcript of the gene Cbr-lron-8, whose product is annotated as Protein CBR-LRON-8. The transcript has 10 exons. Gene Ontology annotation, cellular component: extracellular matrix. Bases 1 to 1011 code for a protein of 336 amino acids. Gene Ontology annotation, molecular function: protein binding. NCBI's taxonomy places the organism in Eukaryota, Metazoa, Nematoda, Chromadorea, Rhabditida, Rhabditidae. The record is from RefSeq and is a predicted model, not a curated record.